Molecule: messenger RNA, 2150 nt
Organism: Ruditapes philippinarum (Manila clam)
Lineage: Eukaryota; Metazoa; Mollusca; Bivalvia; Venerida; Veneridae
Exons: 6
Coding region: 164-1144 (326 amino acids)
Source: RefSeq, a predicted model, not a curated record
GGCGAAUAACCUGUGAAGGAAGACCUCACCCACAGCGGUGAGAAAAAGUGGAUUGAAGUCAGCGACCAUGGAUGCCACUUUAUACAAUUGUGUAAACUUGUGCAUUAUUUAGGAACAUUCAUAAAGGACCAAUAUCAUUGAUGAUUUACAAAAUACCAAGGAAAUGUUUUACAAAAGGUUCGCACAUGCUGCUGUAAUAGAAGUAAGUGAACACUCUGCUGUCACUAUUACAUGCGAUCUUAACGUCCAAUAUCCAACAUGGACUGGCCCAGAUGGACUAGCAGACCCUCUUACAAGCGGACAAACGAUAAAUGAAGCGGGCAUGGAGUGGGUGAACAAUAAAGAUAUCACGAUUGAAAAUGCAAUGCUAAAACAUGACGGCAAUUAUACGUGUUCAGAUAAUAAUGGUAACACUAAGACCGCUGAAGUUGAUGUUCAAUACUUUUCAGCUUCGGCCGAUAUAUCUGUUGCUUCACCACAGAAUAGAACAGCAGUGUUUACUUGUGAAUGUCAUAGUAACCCACCUUGUAAAAUAGUUCCUCAUGUUUUUUCGCACAGCGUGCCUGAUAGUGCGCCUACUCACACAAUAUUCAAUCCUUGCGAACCAGAUCCAACUCGUCAAAAUCGAAUGAAGUGUAGCACUAUUGCAACAUUAGGAAUGGCAAAAAAAUAUAACGGUCUCCAACAAAACAGUUGCAAGUUCUCGUACAAAGGCACCGAGAACUUCAGGACGAUAUCUCCAAAAAAUAAAUUCUACUUCCCACCGACAUAUGUCAACAUAACUGGAGAGAAAGAUGGUAACAUCGUGACCCUGAACUGUACAACCGAUUCGUCGAAUCCAGUAGCUGUGUUAAGCUGGUAUAAGGGGGAGAAAGAUGUAGCCUCAGAUAACUUUAGGAUCAUAAGCAACUAUCAAAAAGUCAUUGUUGACGCGGAUUAUCAUGGUAAAAAUAAAACGCAAUCUCUCGAUAUCAACGUAGAUAAUGUAAAGGAUGGAGAGAAGGCUUUCUGUUGUGCGGAACAAGUGCAAACCGAGAUCUGUGAAUCUUUUCUAUUAACACCAUUUAGAGAAACAUCUGGUGGUCACAGUUUUACAGGCUGGAUGACUAUGAUUAUUGCUGGCGUCGCUGUCGCAAUCAUCUGAGGAAAUGCCAUUACGUUUUCUUUUUAAAAAUAUCAUGAAUUGACAAUAACAUAAAUGAACUAUCAUCAUUUAUUCAUAUGUUCAUGACUUUAUUUCCAUCAAUUUAUAUUCUAAACCCAAUGUAUCUCUAUUAUUUCCAUUUUAGAUAUAGCGAUAUAUUAUGUUGAUGCAGAUUUUGUAAUUGAUGCAAUUUAUAUAAGCAAGUUAAUAAAUAUAUAUAACAUUGUAAUAUCGUACAUUAUUUCAUUUGUUUAGAUAAAUCAUUUGUAUGUUAAUAGUUGUAAGGGUGUAUUUUGCUUAAAUAUAUUUUAUAUGAAUAAUGAAAAUAUCCAAUGUCAACAACUUUGUUAACAGCUAUUUAGUAAGCUUUACUUGGAAUAUACAAUUUUCUUUAUUAAAAUUUCUGGAUUUGUACAUGUACCAACAUGGUGUUCUCAAAAACUGCCUACUUCUUUUAAGGAAUUACGUAAAACAGAGACCUAGGACAUAACAGAAUAUAGCCUGCAAUCAAACCAAGCAAGUGCUAAAGUUAAUAACUCUACAUAACUUUGAUUUUGUAUUAUCCCCCCUUUGGAUAAAUAAUAUUGCUCUUUAAAAGUACUGAUAUAAUUUUAUUAACAUAUUACACAGUGAUAGAGAUAAGGAUCUACAUGUAAAAUGCAACCGUGCCUAAGGUUUUUUUUCUUUUUAAAUUAUGUCCCUUUAUACUACUUUUAAUGCUUUUUAUACUUUUGAUAAUGAUUUAUAUCCUUUAUUUAUUUAGCGAUGUGCUACAUAUUUUAAAGAAACAUAUCCUAAUGGUCUUGUUUGGUCAUGUGGGUCAAAGUCAAGGUCAUUGAUGAUUAAACUAAUGGUUUUUACUUUGUUGUCCAUGCACCCUUGUCUAUUAUAAUAACUAUCUAUUGUACAAUGUUUAUCAACCUGCAACGUUUCGGGUGUUUAACUCCUUUUCCUCAUGACAAACAAACACCCAAACAAACAAACAAGAACAAAAACACACACAAAA